Messenger RNA from Pomacea canaliculata, 497 nucleotides. Its product is annotated as zinc metalloproteinase nas-15-like. The record is from RefSeq and is a predicted model, not a curated record. NCBI's taxonomy places the organism in Eukaryota, Metazoa, Mollusca, Gastropoda, Architaenioglossa, Ampullariidae. The transcript is spliced from 3 exons. Bases 96 to 407 code for a protein of 103 amino acids.
UCUCUGAAAAUGGCAGCGACACGAUACGAACGAAGGACCCGAAGUAUCAGGACGUGAUUGGCACAGCAAAGCACCUGAGUUUCCGAGACAUUAAGAUGGCUAAUCUUAUGUACAGGUGCAGCGAGAAAGCUGGCUGUACAAAUGUCAAGUGCCGAGGGGAAGGGUUCCAAAACAAAAACUGUGAGUGUAUGUGCCCUGGAAGUCCAGUACGCAGUUGCGCCGACACCACACCUGGGCCUGGAGAUGGAGCCAGCACCGAAACAAACGCAGUCAUCAAGCUCCAAAGUGAACCCUGUGUAGACAAGGACAGCAGCUGUGAGGACUGGAGUGGUAAAGGCUUCUGUCAAGGAAAGAAUGCAGUGCAUGUGAGAAAUUCGUGUCCCAAAGCCUGUGGACUGUGUUUAUGAAAUGCUGACCGUGUUUCAUCUGUGCUCCUCUCGUUGACUGCCCGCAAAGAAAAUGUUUGAUGAGUAGAACUACUACCCUUUCGCAAAAUG